GAAUGCAAAGCUGGAGAGAUCUAGGGAAGGGAGGAGCUUAGAAAAAACCUUUGCCAGGAAAUCUGUGACUGUGGCUUUUUAUGAAUGGCAAGGCCUCCCAGAACCCACAAUAUAAAAGGGGGACACAGGAGGUGCAGGUCUACGCAGCAGGGGACUGGCUCUUGCAAAGCCAAACCACAAGGCCAGCUUGCAGAAGAAGCAGAUCUCUACCAUGCCCGACUCAGUGCUGCUAUGUUGCCUGGUCCUCUUGGCUGGGGUGGGAGCCAGCCUAAACCAGGAUGCCCCACCUGAGAACAGCUGCACCCACUUUCCAGCCAGCCUGCCCCACAUGCUCCGAGAGCUCCGAGCUGCCUUCAGCAAGGUGAAGGCUUUCUUUAUGAAGGACCAGCUGGACGACAUGCUGUUGAGCAGUUCCUUGCUGGAGGACUUUAAGGGUUACCUCGGUUGCCAAGCCUUGUCAGAGAUGAUCCAGUUUUACCUGAAGGAAGUGAUGCCCCUGGCUGAGAACCACAGCCCAGACAUCAGCGAGCACGUGAACUCCCUGGGGGAAAAGCUGAAGACUCUCAGGCUGAGGCUGCGACGCUGUCAUCGAUUUCUGCCCUGCGAGAACAGGAGCAAGGCCGUGGAGCAGGUGAAGACCGCCUUCAGUAAGCUCCAAGAGAAAGGUGUCUACAAAGCCAUGAGCGAGUUUGACAUCUUCAUCAACUACAUAGAAGCCUACAUGACAAUGAGAAUGGAAAACUGAAACAACCUAGGAAACCAAACCACCAGGACGUAGCUCUGCUAGACUCUCAGACGAACAUCGGAGAUCUCCAAAAUAUGAUCCAGGAUUCGGAGAGAGCCGAACCACCUCCUUGGAAAACCCUGCCGUACCUCUCUCCUAAAAUAUUUAUUACCUCUGAUACCUCAGCCCCCAUUUCUAUUUAUUGACUGUGCUUCUCUGUGAACUAUUUAGAAAGAGGUCCAGUAUUAUAAUUUUUUUCAAUAUUUAUUAUUUUCACUUGUGUUUAAGCUGUUUCCACAGGGUGACACCCUAUGGUCUUUGAGUAUUUUAAGAGAAAUUGUAAGUUAUAUAAGGAAACAAAUGUUGCUCGGGGAGCCAAAUGAAGCUUCCAUGCCAAGCCUGACCACACUUUACAGCUGUUGAGCUGUUUUCCCUGACCUUCCUGUAAUUUCUCUUGUUCCUGGGCUUGGGGCUCCCAGAAUGUCACAAAGACUCUUACACUCUUCAGAAAGAGAAACUGGGGAGCCCCUAUGAUAACUAUUAUACCAGUGGCUCAGAGAGAUUCCCCUGACCUCAGUGUCCAACGACUUCAUUCUUGAAAGCUUUGGCCAGCUUGUUAUUUAUAACAACUUACAGUUGGUUCUAAUAGAACUCAGUUUUAACUAAGAAGUAAUUCAAUUCCUCUGGGAAUGUUACGUUGUUUGUCUGUCUUCAUAGCAGAUUUUAAUUUUGAAUAAAUAAAU
Molecule: messenger RNA, 1467 nt
Organism: Manis javanica (Malayan pangolin)
Lineage: Eukaryota; Metazoa; Chordata; Mammalia; Pholidota; Manidae
Gene: IL10
Product: interleukin 10
Biological process (GO): immune response
Cellular component (GO): extracellular region
Molecular function (GO): cytokine activity
Source: RefSeq, a predicted model, not a curated record